AUGGACCACUCAGCCUCAACAAAGACUAUUGAGAUCUCUAACCGAAAGGUCUCCCGAAGGGUCUCCAAUCUAUCGACUUCACAAAUCCAUCGCAAGAGAGUCAGUGAUCGAAACGCUCAACGGGUGAAACGGGCGCGGACUAAAGAUCAUAUACAACAUCUGCAAGAAGAGAUAGCAAGACUGAAGGCUCAGGACCUGGCUAUCCAGGAACUUCAGCGACGAAAUCUGGCCCUUGAGGAUGAGUUGACUCGACUUAAACACAAUAAACCGCCUCGCCUUCCAUCUGAUAUAGCUUUUUCAAGCUCCGUCCUAGGUAUCACAGCAGCCUCAGCAGCUUCAACGCUGCAAGAAGGUUUACAGAGCUACAACCAUGGCUUCAACUUUGAACAACAAUACACGCCCCUUCCUACUGAAUGGGACGAAAGAUGUGAGAACGAAGGGGGCAACGUGAACUAG
Messenger RNA from Fusarium poae, 456 nucleotides. RefSeq lists its product as uncharacterized. The coding region runs from base 1 to 456 and encodes 151 amino acids. The record is from RefSeq and is a predicted model, not a curated record. Lineage: Eukaryota; Fungi; Ascomycota; Sordariomycetes; Hypocreales; Nectriaceae. The transcript is spliced from 3 exons.